GUUUACGGUAUAACGCCAGAUUUGUGUACAGGAACCGCGUACUUCCAAGUUGAUAUCCAAAUGGAAACUCGAAACCAACAAAACGGGGAAUUGGGAAAAGAAGCAAAUGACUCGAGGUUCAUUAUCGAGCGUGAACAACGUUACGGGGUGCAUCACACAGAUUCACUUCCGAUUUCAAUUACUAGAGGACAAGGGAUUUACCUCUGGGAUGGAGAAGGGAAAAGGUAUGUGGAUUUCACUAGCGCUUUUUCGGCUGUAAACCAAGGACACUGUCACCCGAAAAUUGUGUCAGCCUUACAAAAACAGGCCAGUAUAUUGACAAUAACGGGUAGAGCGUUCUACGCUGAAACUCUGGGCGAGUACGCACAAUACAUCACUAGCUUAUUUGGAUACGAUAAAGUUUUACCAGUCAGUAGCGGAGUAGAAGCAGGAGAUAUGGCUUGCAAAAUUGCACGAAGAUGGGGCUAUCUUAAGAAAGGCAUUCCUGAUAAUGAAGCUAAGAUCGUAUUUGCAGAAGGUAAUUACUGGGGAAGAACUUUAGCUGCCAUUUCUACAUCGACCGACCCCAAAUGCAAAAAGUUUUAUGGUCCGUAUAUGCCAGGUUUUCUCCUCAUUCCUUACGAUGACCUACACGCAUUAGAAAAUUUAUUGAAGGAUGAUCCCAAUAUUUGUGGGUUUAUGGUAGAGCCCAUUCAAGGUGAACGUGGACGUGUGCCAUCCCCAGGCUAUCUUAAAGGCGUACGAUAUAUCUGCACAAAAUACAACGUACUGUGGAUAGAUGAUGAAAUUCAAACUGGUUUGGGACGUACCGGAAAGUUGUUAGCCGCAGAUCACGAAAGUGUGAAACCCGAUUUAGUAUGUUUGGGAAAAGCUUUGUCUGGUGGAGUGAUGGCGAUUUCGGCAGUUUUGGCUAACGACGAAACCAUUCUUUGUCUUGAACCAGGUGAACAUUUUAGUACAUAUGGAGGAAAUCCCCUUGCGUGCAAAGUAGCAAUUUCUGCUCUGAAAGUGACUAUUGACGAAGGUUUGGCGGAAAAUGCGCUUCGUUUGGGAAAGAUUUUCAGGAAGGAAUUGGAGAAAAUAUCUAAAUCUAUUGUGACAGAGAUUCGUGGAAAAGGACUCAUGAAUUCGAUUGUUUUAAAAGAAGAUUUAAAAACUACGCCGAUUAAAAUUUGCCUAAAACUUCGAGACAAUGGAAUAAUCCCAAUUCAAGCAGCAGAUAACGUCAUUCGGUUCAUGCCUCCUCUCGUCAUUACCGAAGAACAAUUAAUGGAAGCAACCAAAAUCAUAGUAACUACAAUCAAUUCAUUUGUUAAUUAAACAUCCCGAUUCUUGAAACAUCCCUUCCUAGAUAGACUUCACACGACACCAACCAUUUUAACCUGUGCACCUUUUGCUAACUAAACAUAAUUUAUUGUU
Photinus pyralis (common eastern firefly) is the source of this 1419-nucleotide messenger RNA. Its product is annotated as ornithine aminotransferase, mitochondrial-like. The coding region runs from base 61 to 1320 and encodes 419 amino acids. NCBI's taxonomy places the organism in Eukaryota, Metazoa, Arthropoda, Insecta, Coleoptera, Lampyridae. The transcript has 5 exons. Gene Ontology annotation, cellular component: cytoplasm. Gene Ontology annotation, molecular function: L-ornithine transaminase activity; pyridoxal phosphate binding; identical protein binding. The record is from RefSeq and is a predicted model, not a curated record.